This is a messenger RNA of Alternaria postmessia, 729 nucleotides long. RefSeq lists its product as uncharacterized. The transcript has a single exon. The coding region runs from base 1 to 729 and encodes 242 amino acids. The record is from RefSeq and is a predicted model, not a curated record. NCBI's taxonomy places the organism in Eukaryota, Fungi, Ascomycota, Dothideomycetes, Pleosporales, Pleosporaceae.
AUGACCGCUUUCCAUCCAUUUCCGCGGCUUCCUCUGGAGCUCCGAGAGCAGAUCUGGAAGGACACCAUCGAACCGCGCACUGUCGACGUCCGGCGUACUCGAAAGGGGACUGAACGUUAUGGCCAGCUGGUCUCGUCUACGCCAAUACCAGCCAUGCUACAGUCCUGCCGGGAAGCGCGAAACCUUGGACUUUACGAGCGAGUUUUCUUUGAGGUUACUCCUGCAACAAAACAAUUAAAAGGCAAAAACGAGGCUGAGAACGCCAUGAAGAGGUUCUUCACGCUCGAUGAGCGGGGAGAAGAAGGGCCCAAGAAAGCAGGCUCUCCUGACACGGAGCAACGCUAUGUCUGGUUAGAUCUUAACAUUGAUAUGGUGGAUAUUGGGGCUUCUAGGUUCUGCAACUACGAAUCGGUCGCAUCAGCAGUCAAGCGUCUCAAAUUCGAGCGAGAGAACUCAGAGGAAUACUUCUACCAUACUGAAUCAACUGAACUCAUGAAUUUUGCUAGUGUGGAAGAGAUUCACAUAGUCUGCGCAGAUGGUUUCUGGAUGUGGGCUGGAGCUACACACGAGCAUUCCUGGCCCUGCGCCGAAGAAAAGCUGGUGUUUAUUGACGCAUUCAAUGGUCGGGUUGCGCGUGGCAUUGAAUUUGAAAAGAUAUGUAUACAGACGCUGGAGGACGCUUGGCUAGGAGCUCCUGGCGAAGCAUUUUCCACUGAUGACGAGUCUUGA